Molecule: messenger RNA, 870 nt
Organism: Thalassophryne amazonica
Lineage: Eukaryota; Metazoa; Chordata; Actinopteri; Batrachoidiformes; Batrachoididae
Product: radial spoke head 1 homolog
Exons: 7
Coding region: 103-759 (218 amino acids)
Biological process (GO): spermatid development; axoneme assembly
Cellular component (GO): nucleus; motile cilium
Source: RefSeq, a predicted model, not a curated record
AACGUCAGUCACGUGGUAUAACGGACUCGCUGUCUGAUACACCGAGAAGAUCUUAAAAGUUUAAGCGUUUGCAGCGGCGCACUCGAAAACUAUCACAUUACAAUGUCCGAUGUGGAAUCUGAUGAGUUUGACGAGAGUACCACCCUUGGGGAAUAUGAAGGUGAUAGAAAUGAAGCAGGGGAGCGACACGGAGUGGGUAAAGCUGUGCUGCCCAAUGGAGACAUUUAUCAGGGACACUACAAAAAUGGAAAGAGACACGGGCAGGGGACAUAUCAGUUCAGGAAUAGUGCAAGAUAUGUGGGAUGUUAUAACCAGAACAAGAAACAUGGUCAGGGUACCUUCUACUAUCCAGAUGGAUCCAAAUAUGAAGGCUUAUGGGUUGAUGACCUGAGACAGGGUCAUGGCAUCUACACUUACCCCAAUGGAGACACAUACAGUGGAGAGUGGCUGAAGCACAUGAGGCAUGGACAGGGUGUGUACCACUAUCAUGACACUGGCUCCAGGUACAAAGGAUCAUGGGUGAAUGACAAGAUGGAGUCAAGCGGAGAGUUUAUCCACGCCAACCACAGAUACCAGGGCAACUUUGUCAGCAACACUCCGUCUGGUCCGGGGAAAUACAUAUUUGACAACGGCUGCGAGCAGCACGGAGAAUUCCACCGACAGGACAAAGCCGAGGGGGAGUCAGACCCCACCAUCACCCUCAAAUGGACUCCACAGUAUUUCACUGCAACACAAAGGACUCCUGAUGUGGAGCCAUGAGGCGAAUUUCAUCAGCUCAGCGUGGUCGUGUGAUAUCAGACAGCUGGUCCAUUUCCACUGUCACUACAGACAGAAGAUCUUAACUACGGUCAUUAUUACCUGUAAAAAAAA